ACGCUGUAGUCAAUACCUGUAGGACAAAGUUUUGGGAACGUCCGCCUGUUUUCGGGUGGGGAAGAUCGCCUCCUGCAUAAUAGCAGAUUAAAGACGGUUUUGCUGUUUUGCUGUUUUGCUGUUUUGCUGUUUUGCUGUUUAAUUAAGUAUUGUUUGUUUUUCGUUAUAAUUGAUCUUUGUUUGAUUUUGUAGUGAUUGUUAAAACUUUUGCUUUAUAUAUUUCUUUCCUUUUCAUUUCAGUUUUCAUUAAGUGACCAUUGUUCCUUUUUUUACAUUUUGUUGUGUGUUUUGGUAAUUGUUUGUCAAUCAGGCUUUAGAUUAAUUUCGUUUUGUACAUUUUAGUAAUUUGUUUUCUUUGUGUUUUAGGCCCCUGAGUCGGGUGGCUAGCUGUCCUAGUAUCCUGGUGGUGGUGGUGUUUGGAGCACGGAGUGUGGAUUGUCGUUUGUAGUCACUCACCUCACUGUGUGUGUGUGUGUGUGUGUGUGUGUGCUUUACGAAUAGCCACUUUUGCAGCUAGCCUACCCUGCUAGGGGUAAGCCUUCGUAAAACUGAUUAAUGUAUGCCUGGUCGAAUUAUAUCUUUGCCUGAUCUUUUAAAAGGUGUAUUUUCUAUUUUGUGAAUUUAAUAAAUAGUUUAUACGCUAGUGCCUCUGUCUCUGCCUCCUAUGGUAACGAACCUGUGUGUCUAAAUUCCAUCAAGUAUUUAGUUCCCCUCACUUCAGAGGGGUGGCGUAGUCGGUAGUUAUAUCAUAAUUAAUUAACUUCAAGUUGCCACGCCACAUUCUGGCGUAGUCGGCAGGAUACCGUGUUUGGCGGAGACACUGGUAUUAGUGGUUGUAUUUUUGUUUUUUUUCUUUUAUUUUUCUGUUGCAGUGAGAUUGAUAAGGAGUAGCAGCAAAACAGCAGCGCACGUCUGGUGGAUUCUGAUUCUUUGUGAGUCUACUCCCUCUUGUUGGUAAGUGUUACGGCCGUCAAAAUUAUGGAAGAAGAGUUACAGGAACUGAGGGAAGUAGUAGCUCAGUUGCGGGCAGAAAAUGAGAGGUUGCGUCAAGACCACUUUCUUGCGCUUCCUGGCCCUAGUGAUGCACCUUCUAUUGUUCCUGGUCCUUCUGUUGCUGCCCCCCCUCAGCCAAGUAGUGCACAGGCAGUCCUGCCAGAACGAUUCGUUUUUGUACCUCGAGACAGGAAAUGUCAAAAAUUCAAUGGCAGGGUUGGUCUGAGCAUUGAUGAGUGGGUUGAAGAGGCCAAAGCUUGUAUGCAGGCUCGUCACCUGUCUGUUUCUGAUCAAGCUUUCUUCUUGUUUGACCACUUGGAGGGGGAGGCAAGGGAAGAGAUUAGGUACCGUUCGGAGAUUGAGCGAAAUGAUCCAGAUAAAAUUAUUUUGGUGUUACGGGAAUUAUACGGUUGCUCACAGUCAUAUGUCUCAUUACAGAAGGCAUUUUUUUCUAGAAAGCAGCAGGAGGGUGAAUCAUUGUUGGAGUUUUCCCUAGCUUUGAUGGGUCUCCUAGAACGUGUGACGCAGCGAUCGCCGUAUGUUAUGCCAAAUUCACAAGUUUUGCUACGCGAUCAGUUCAUUGAACAUGUUUGUGACGUGGCCCUUCGCCGAGAAUUAAAACAGUUAAUACGUCGUCAGCCAAUGUUAACAUUGUUGGAAGUUCGAAGCGAAGCUCUAAGAUGGGAAAGGGAGGGGAUGUCGGGGAGUACGAGAGGACGAAGCAAUUCCGUUCCAUCCGCCUAUGGGAUUCAGUAUGGUGUACAAGGUGAGUCACGUAGUCAGCCUCCUCACCGCGGCCCCAUUAUAUGUAGGAGGUGCCAACGACUUGGCCACUUUGCUGGAGAGUGCGAUGGGGAGCGUGUUCCCCCUCGUCCGCAACCCCCUUUGCCCGCUGCGUCGUCACCUGAGGGUAGACAGCCUGGUCCAUUUGCGUUGUCGGGAAAUUAGUCCCCACCGUGUCGCCGAGCCAAGGCGCGGUUGGGGAAUUGACCGGCUCUAGUGUUUCAAGUAUGUCUCAUUUAAUGUCUUCAUGCCCGCACCUUGUUAUUCGAAUGGGUGGGGUCCAAAUUUCAUGUUUGGUCGAUACUGGCUCCAUGGUGUCCACAAUAACGGAAAGUUGGUUUCGUAAAUAUUUUGAACCAUGGGGUCCGGAUCGACUUAAGUCAUGCCAGUAGCCGUCAUGGCAGAGCACUUGUAACAAGUGUCUCGUGUUUCUCGUCGAGUAGCCGUCAUGGCAGAGCACUUGUAGCAAGUGUCUCUAGUGUUUCUCGUCGAGUAGCCGUCAUGGCAGAGCACUUGUAACAAGUGUCUCGUGUUUCUCGUCGAGUAGCCGUCAUGGCAGAGCACUUGUAACAAGUGUCUCGUGUUUCUCGUCGAGUAGCCGUCAUGGCAGAGCACUUGUAGCAAGUGUCUCUAGUGUUUCUCGUCGAGUAGCCGUCAUGGCAGAGCACUUGUAACAAGUGUCUCGUGUUUCUCGUCGAGUAGCCGUCAUGGCAGAGCACUUGUAACAAGUGUCUCGUGUUUCUCGUCGAGUAGCCGUCAUGGCAGAGCACUUGUAACAAGUGUCUCGUGUUUCUCGUCGAGUAGCCGUCAAGGCCAGAGGACUUGUAACAAGUGUCUCGUGUUUCUCGUCGAGUAGCCGUCAAGGCCAGAGGACUUGUAACAAGUGUCUCGUGUUUCUCGUCGAGUAGCCGUCAAGGCCAGAGGACUUGUAACAAGUGUCUCGUGUUUCUCGUCGAGUAGCCGUCAAGGCCAGAGGACUUGUAACAAGUGUCUCGUGUUUCUCGUCGAGUAGCCGUCAAGGCCAGAGGACUUGUAACAAGUGUCUCGUGUUUCUCGUCGAGUAGCCGUCAAGGCCAGAGGACUUGUAACAAGUGUCUCGUGUUUCUCGUCGAGUAGCCGUCAAGGCCAGAGGACUUGUAACAAGUGUCUCGUGUUUCUCGUCGAGUAGCCGUCAAGGCCAGAGGACUUGUAACAAGUGUCUCGUGUUUCUCAUUGAGUAGUAUGGUCAGUGGUUAGAGUUGUGUUAUCGUCGGGGCGACGAUAAAAUAGCUGGGGCAGAUUGUGGCAAAGUAGAUAAUCUCCCUCCCCUGGUAUUUAGAAACGGCCUAUCAGGGCUCAGUCAUUGCUUUAUAAAGGCUGUGAUUAGGCUACCUGGGAUGCGUCAUUGUUGGCCCCGCCCAUCCGGUACGUGUGCGCUUCCGCCUAACAAAGCUGGAGUCGCCUUUUUGCAGCUUGAAUAGCCAAUUAUUCCUGGCUUCGCUGUGGUUUUUAGGCUGUUUUUGCCACCUGGUUAGACUGAUUUCAUUCAAGUAAUCUUCUGAGACUUGUGCUGUGAGCAACUGUAUGAGGCCCCUGAGUCGGGUGGCUAGCUGUCCUAGUAUCCUGGUGGUGGUGGUGUUUGGAGCACGGAGUGUGGAUUGUCGUUUGUAGUCACUCACCUCACUGUGUGUGUGUGUGUGUGUGUGUGUGUGCUUUACGAAUAGCCACUUUUGCAGCUAGCCUACCCUGCUAGGGGUAAGCCUUCGUAAAACUGAUUAAUGUAUGCCUGGUCGAAUUAUAUCUUUGCCUGAUCUUUUAAAAGGUGUAUUUUCUAUUUUGUGAAUUUAAUAAAUAGUUUAUACGCUA
Messenger RNA from Carassius gibelio (silver crucian carp), 3621 nucleotides. RefSeq lists its product as uncharacterized. The record is from RefSeq and is a predicted model, not a curated record. The transcript has 2 exons. The coding region runs from base 979 to 1941 and encodes 320 amino acids. Lineage: Eukaryota; Metazoa; Chordata; Actinopteri; Cypriniformes; Cyprinidae. Gene Ontology annotation, molecular function: zinc ion binding; nucleic acid binding.